Messenger RNA from Hyaloscypha bicolor E, 834 nucleotides. RefSeq lists its product as uncharacterized. Lineage: Eukaryota; Fungi; Ascomycota; Leotiomycetes; Helotiales; Hyaloscyphaceae. The coding region runs from base 1 to 834 and encodes 277 amino acids. The transcript has a single exon. The record is from RefSeq and is a predicted model, not a curated record.
AUGCAUUUCCAGUCUCUCGUCGUUUCUCUCCUGCUGGCAACGUCGGUGGCCGCCAAGGGCAACGAGAUCGAGUCCACCAAGACAGUCUCCGAAAGUGGGCAGUGCAAGGAGAUGGUCAAACUGAACAAACUCGUCGAACUCGCCUCCAACACCACCAAGCUGGACGCAAUCACCAAGAAUAAUGCCACUAAGAUAGCAGAGAUCCAAGCAAAGGCAUCUACGGCCUCCACAACACUUAAGACUUUGGAAUCAAAUAGCACCCUCAUGUCAGCCUGCGCAGUGAUCGACGCUCAAGCAGCAGAAAACGAUCAAUGUCAAGAAACCUUCGCGCUCCAACGCUUCGUCAGGUUCGCAGCAAACAGUACAGCAGUGGCAACGGCGACCAAAAACAACGCCACCAAGAUCGCGAAAAUCCAAUCCGAGGCGUCCAAAGCUUCAACCAAACUGCAAACGCUGACCAGCAACUCGACUUUGCAAUCUGCUUGCCCUGCAGUCAUGCAGAAAGAUGAAUGUAAAAUGAUGAACAAGUUGCAGAAGUUCGUGGAUGUUGCGAAUAACCAGACGAAGUUGGACAUGGUUGCGAAGGGCAAUACGACAAAGGAGGCGGGGAUCAAGGCGAAGGCCGCGAAAGCGCAAACGAAGUUGACCGCAAUGACGAGUAAUGCGACUUUCAUGGCGGCGUGUACUGCAAUCGAGGGGGAAAAAACCACAGCGGAGAAUGGCAUUUCUAGCACGAACUUGAAGUCUGCUGCGAGUAUGUUGAAGGAUGCAGGCGCAGGUGCUAUCGGAUUAUCAACGAUAUUGGUGGUGGUGGUGGGAAUGUUUGCAUUGUGA